Gigantopelta aegis is the source of this 1336-nucleotide messenger RNA. RefSeq lists its product as uncharacterized. The record is from RefSeq and is a predicted model, not a curated record. NCBI's taxonomy places the organism in Eukaryota, Metazoa, Mollusca, Gastropoda, Neomphalida, Peltospiridae. The coding region runs from base 41 to 1246 and encodes 401 amino acids. The transcript is spliced from 12 exons.
GGAACAGUCCAUUACACGUGAGAUUUGUUGUAAAUAAACCAUGCCAGCGCCAAGAAAACGAAAGCCUGACAGUAACGAGAAACCAUCGUCAGAUAAUACAGAAACAGUCGAUGAGAAAUCCCCCACAAGAAAACAAGACAAAAAGACUGUAACGGAUCAGAAAACACAUCCAGGUUUCUGUCGGCGGUGUCUUAGUUUUGGAAAAUAUGUUCUUCUGUUGUUGAUAGUUCCUCCAUUUUUGAAUUAUGCAUCACUACAAAGGGAAGCUCAGCAAUUGUUACCAUCAGGUGGAGAGCUUUACGACAUUGGCUGGUCUCAGAAACUCUUUAUGAUGUGUCAUGGAAAAGGACCUCCAACUGUCAUUCUAGACUCGCCAACAGGAAUGUCAUCUGAUGUUUGGGCUCUAAUAUGGCCAAAAAUUUCCCAGCAUGCAAAAGUGUGUGUUUAUGACCGAGCUGGUAUUGGUUUCAGCGAACGUCCACACAAGAACAGCUCCGAGUCGUAUGGUGAGAUGGUGGACAAGAGGUGGCAGCCAUUCACAGCAGAAAAAAUGGCUGAUGACCUGUUCCACCUCUUCACUGUGAGCAGUCAGCAGGAAAAGCCGUUUAUUCUCGUGGGUGCCGAGCUGGGGGCGCUUGUUGCUCAGUUCUACACCAACAUCUAUGAAAGCCAUGUGUUUGGCCUGGUGUUGAUCAACCCACUGACGGAGGAGAUCUUUGAUCAGGAUCAGGGCGUGUGGACUCAGUACUGGUUUGGCCAGCUCGUCCCCACCUUCCAGUCAUUUCAGCUGGGAGCUGCUCUCGGGCUGACCCGCCUUGCUCUCCUCUUCGGACUGAUUAAACAACCCCUAGCAAUGGUCGCCGUCGCUCCUGACGUGCACAACAGACAGAAAUACUUGAUGUGUAACCCUCGUCACCUGAGUUCUGUGGUGGAUGAACAUCAUUUCAUCAAUGAAACAUUUUCACAAAUGAGGACGAUGAGAACUCUGAGAUCGUUACCUAGCAACAUCUCCGUCACUUUAGUAACGGGCAACUACUAUGAUGAACAAAUGCCAAGCUCUUUAAAUAAGGCCUGGGCGAAGUCAGAACGAUCUCUGAUCAGCAAGUAUCUGCCUGGUUCUCAGCACAUCGUCAUCAACGGCGCCGACCACCAUAUGCUGUACAAGAAACCCCUCGCCGUCACGGAACCCAUUAUUAAAAUGAUUAAACUUUGGAAGCAGAAAAAUAAAUAUUCAAAAAAAUCGUGACCAACAGAUCAAAUUAGGAUUGAUUUUAAAUCAACUUGUUCUUUAUAUGUUGCAUUUUGACAAUUUUUAAAUAAAUUUUUUAACAGCCAA